Synchytrium microbalum is the source of this 1653-nucleotide messenger RNA. RefSeq names its product L-glutamate gamma-semialdehyde dehydrogenase (gene PUT2). The transcript has 12 exons. Lineage: Eukaryota; Fungi; Chytridiomycota; Chytridiomycetes; Synchytriales; Synchytriaceae. Bases 1 to 1653 code for a protein of 550 amino acids. Gene Ontology annotation, molecular function: L-glutamate gamma-semialdehyde dehydrogenase (NAD+) activity. Gene Ontology annotation, cellular component: mitochondrial matrix. The record is from RefSeq and is a predicted model, not a curated record.
AUGGCAGCUCAACUAGGCCACUUCAAGCUCCCCAAAGUCAGCAAUGAGCCCAUGCUCAAUUUCGCACCUGGAAGUGCAGAACGAAAGGCUCUCCAGCAAGCUCUGGCUGACAUACGAUCGUCAUUGGAGGAACACGGGCCAUUCCAAGUGCCUUGUGUCGUUAAUGGCUUACAUAUCAAGACAGAUUCAACUCAACAGCAACUCGUGCCUUUCGAGCACAAGACGCCGCUAUGUACAUACCAUGAAGCGGAUGCUGCUACAAUCGAUCAGGCAAUCAAAACAGCACUCGCAGCAAAACCAAAAUGGGAGGCUAUGCCAUUCAACGAUCGAGCAGCCAUCUUCCUGAAAGCCGCAGACUUGCUCUCUACAAAAUACAGGUUCAAGGUACUAGCUGCCACCAUGUUUGGACAAGGAAAAAAUGCGUGGCAGGCUGAAAUCGAUGGGGCUGCUGAACUCAUUGAUUUCUGGAGGUUCAAUUGUAUUUAUGCUGCUGAUAUUUACGCACAACAACCAAGCGAGAACUCUGCAAGAACAUGGAAUCGAGUCGAGUAUCGAGGUUUGGAAGGUUUCAUUCUGGCUUUCUCGCCAUUCAACUUUACUGCUAUUGGUGGGAACUUGGCUAGUGCUCCUGCUAUCAUGGGAAACGUGGUGUUGUGGAAACCAUCUCCUAUGGCCGUCUACUCAAACUAUCUCGUCUUUGAAAUAUUGAGAGAAGCUGGUUUACCUGAUGGUGUCAUUCAAUUCUUACCUGGUGAUGCAGCUGCUAUAGCCGAUCAAACAAUCCAACAUCCAUCCUUUGCUGGUCUACACUUCACCGGCUCAACAAUAAUCUUCAAAUACCUGUGGCAAAAGAUAUCAAACCACUUGAACGUCUACAAAUCAUAUCCACGAAUAGUCGGUGAAACUGGUGGUAAAAACAUGCACUUUGUGCAUAAGAGUGCUGAUGUUUCUUCUGCAGCUUUGAAUUCGGUUCGAUCGGCGUUUGAAUAUGCAGGACAGAAAUGUUCCGCUUGUUCAAGGGCAUACGUACCAGACUCCAUCUGGACGGAAUUCUCUGACAUCCUUGUCUCUGAAACCAAAAAAUUCAGACAAGGACCACCAGAAGAUUUCACAAACCUGGUUGGACCAGUCAUCAACAAGGCAUCAUUUGACAAGAUUAAAAAGUACCUUGAUGGCGUCGCUUCUGAUUCUGAAAGCAAGAUAUUGGUUGGAGGCAUAUGCGAUGACAGCAAAGGCUACUUUAUCCAACCAACAGUCAUCGUCACAACCAAUCCUCAUUCUGCUACCAUGGUCGAAGAACUAUUUGGACCCGUGUUGACUGUAUAUGUGUAUCCUGCUGACAAGUAUGAAGAGACUUUGGAAUUGGCAGACUCGUCAUCUUCAUACGCACUGACGGCGGCUCUAUUCGCCAAAGAUCGAGAGGCAGUGAUUGUUGGUGCUGAGAAAUUACGACAUGCUGCUGGAAACUUUUAUAUCAAUGACAAGUCGACAGGGGCUGUUGUUGGUCAGCAGCCAUUUGGAGGUGGUCGGCAAUCCGGAACGAAUGAUAAAGCUGGUUCUUCAUUGAAUUUAUUACGAUGGGUAUCUGCUCGUGCCAUCAAGGAAACAUUUACACCACUUACUGCUGUUGGAUACCCCUCAAAUGACGCCUAG